AUGACUAAGAUGCCGGAAUGCUACUUCUUCUCAAAAUUCGGAGAGUGUAUGAACAAAGAAUGCCCAUUUCUUCAUAUUGACCCUGCCACUAAGAUGCAAGAUUGUCCUUGGUAUGAUAGAGGAUUUUGCAGAAAUGGCCCAUUAUGUCGUAAUCGUCAUGUCAGAAGAGUAGCCUGUAAAAAUUAUAUCAACGGAUUUUGUCUUAAAGGACGUGAAUGUAAAUAUGCUCAUCCCAUAUGGUGGCCCCUUCCUGGUGGCGAUCAAGAAGCAAUGAAGAGUCGCUGGAUAUGUCAUUAUUGCAAUGAACGUGGACACAAGAUUCAGUUUUGUCUUAAACUGUCACCCGAAGAACGUUUGCGACUACAGGAACAGCAGAAGUUGCAGAAUCUUAGCGCUUUAGGUGCCGGGACAGUCCAAUCAGGCGCUACUGCGGGAUCCCGUUUUACAUCUGAACGUCUCAAGUUCGGCGGUGCAAUGGGCACACAGGCACCUGGUAGCGGUCCUCGACAAGGUCCUCACAAACCACUCUAUGAAGUAACAUGUUUCAAGUGUGGAGAGAAGGGUCAUUAUGCAAAUCGAUGCAGUAAAGGUUACUUGGCUUUCUUAAGUAAAGUUUCUCUUCAACCACAUGAAACAGAGAGUGCACAAGUCCAAUAA
Messenger RNA from Trichobilharzia regenti, 657 nucleotides. Lineage: Eukaryota; Metazoa; Platyhelminthes; Trematoda; Strigeidida; Schistosomatidae. The record is from the annotation of a GenBank genome assembly.